AUGGUUGACGGCUCCAGGAAGUACCUAGACGGGGAGAAUGUCUACGAUGCAACACCGCCCAGCUCCCCUCGUCUGCGACGAGUCGUACCCCCUGUUUCUCGUAAACAGAGCGACAAUGGGGAAGUGAGCGCUCCUGAGCCGCCCACCCAAGCGAGCACGGUGCAAAGUGCGUCACCCCCCCGCGCACCAGAAGUUGAGCCUCUCCGCGAGGAGGAGAGCGAAGAAGUCCACAUGGACCCUGCAGCAAAUGAGAACUCCGCCCUAGCACCAAAGCCCGCUGCGCAGAGGACCGUCUCGCCCAGGAAGUUGAGGUUACGACCAGGCCGCGCUGCUCCACAGGCCAGAGCGACGUCCUCUCUCACUUUCUCCGACGAGAACGAGAGCGUGCAGAAGGAACCGGCGGCAAAGGAGUACACCGCCCCAGCAUCAGAUUCAACCACGAUGGAUAACAGCCGACCCAAGAGAGCAAUGACACGAUCCGGGCGUGCUGCCCCAGAGGCCAGGACCCCUAGCACCCUCGAUGAGGGGAAUGAGAAUCUCCAGAGCGAACCGGCGAUGAAUCACACCGCCGCCCCAGCACCAUCAGAGCCACCCGUGCAGAACAGCACCGGGGUCGAAAGGAGACCGAGUCGAUGGUCCUCGUGGCGUACUCCACUGCCUAGGGAUCCAUACCCGCUACGGAGCCGUGGAAAGGCUAAGAACACGGAUGCAUGA
Molecule: messenger RNA, 714 nt
Organism: Chaetomium strumarium
Lineage: Eukaryota; Fungi; Ascomycota; Sordariomycetes; Sordariales; Chaetomiaceae
Exons: 1
Coding region: 1-714 (237 amino acids)
Source: RefSeq, a predicted model, not a curated record